Ostrea edulis (European flat oyster) is the source of this 6203-nucleotide messenger RNA. Its product is annotated as mucin-2-like. NCBI's taxonomy places the organism in Eukaryota, Metazoa, Mollusca, Bivalvia, Ostreida, Ostreidae. The transcript has 5 exons. The coding region runs from base 1587 to 5003 and encodes 1138 amino acids. The record is from RefSeq and is a predicted model, not a curated record.
UUAGCUUCAUAGAAAUUUUAUUUAGCUUUGUACGAGUUGAAAUUUAAGAUAUUUAGACUUCAAAACAUUUGGCUUAAACGUACGAGGUAUGCAUUAUAGAGCAUAUACUUAAUCUAUGAAUAGCCAAAAGUUCGUUUUUCUAACUAUAGGAAUGAAUCUUCAUACAUUUCUGUUCUUUCUGAUGGCGAAUUUUAUGUCACCAUCAUAGUUUAUGACCUGUAACAUUUUUGCUUUAUUUUAUGAGCAUUUUUUUUGGUUUGAAGAGUACUACGAUACUUUGGUAAAGGCAAGAAGGGGUUGAUUUUCUCAUUCAUAUUUUUAAGCAAAGUACAGAAUUGUAUUGCAUGUGGGAAACAAUAUUUUGAGGUUGUCUAACUUCUUGUCAACAAUGCUAAAUCAAAUUCGAUAUAAUGUUUUAAUUGUAUCAUGAUUAUUGUCAAAAUCGUACAAACUGCUGCCACAGAACUACAAAAUCAAUUAUAUAUACUUUAUUAGAAAUACGAAAGUGUUGGAUUUCUUUUAAUUAAAACAUGGAUAAAAACAUAAUGAAGGGUGAACAUUUAUGCGUUUUAACUGGUGAUGAAAGAGAAACGUUAGAUUUUUUUCAGGUAAAACGGUAUAUCAUUUGGCGAAAAAACAUGAAUGAAUCUUAGUGUAAUGAAUAAUUCAUUUUACUCGUUCCCAGACUCGCAUGUUUAGUCGGAAUAAUUAGUGCACACAUGUACUUGCAAAUAUAAUAGAAAGAAUUUGUAAUCAUCCGUUUUCGUGCAAUAUUUAGCCACACGACAUAAAGUAUGAAAUCAGUAUGUGUGGAGGAAAUUUGUGCAAAGAAAUAUAUUAUAGAUAUAUUUUAGGAUGUUAAGUAUUACAUAUUUUGAAUAAAUACAAGUUGAUGUACAAUCUACUACUAGUUCUGUACAUUUUGGAUAUUUUUGUGUGUGUUUCAAAAGGAUUUUCCCCUACUAAUAUUUCCAUACAAACAAAAUUAUUGCUAUGUCUUUACGGUAUACAAAGAAUAUAUUUCAAUUUUUCCUUUCAUACACAAACAUAUACAAUCGCCGAGAAACCGCCCAGGUUAUCAUAAAGUACCAUCAAAUAUACUAAGGUCUACGAUAUAAAAUCUAGGUAUCACUAAAUUAACUCCCGUUAACACUGCAGUCCGUCAGAAUCUUACUUACAUUCUCAAGGUUAGCCUUAAAUCGUGUUUGAAUUCUAAAGAAAAGGUUAAAUUCUCUAACGAAAGUAAGACCGCUUCUUCUUCAAAUUUAUGAACAUCUGCAAGAAUCAACCACGAAAUCACAUUGAGGACAGUGUUUGCAAAAUAUCGCAUUUUGCUAACCAUAUCAUUUUAAUGGAUAGCAACAACGAGUGAAGGAACUGAAUCUACACCAAUAACAACUCUAAGUUUCACACCAAGUGUAGCCUCAACACCAUCUGUAACACAGAGCGCCACACCAUCAACGACCGGCACAUCAAGUUUCACACCUAGUGUUGGCACACCAAGUACACCACCUUCCACUGGUACACCUAGUGCUACAUUAACACCAUCUGUUACACCUAGCAUCUCUCCAUCAGUUACUGCAUCCAUGACACCAACCGUCACUCCAUCAGGUACGCCAAGUGUCACUGUAUCUGGUACACCAAGUGUUACACGUAGCGUGACUCCAUCUGGGAUUCCUAGUAUUACACCAAGUGGUACAGCAAGUGCUACACCUACACCAUCAGUGACGGCUAGUUUGACUCCAUCUGGUACAUCCACUUUUACUCCAAGCCUAACAUCAACGCCGGCACCAUCUACCACACCAAGUGUCACACCAACACCAUCUUCCACAUCAAGUAUCACACCAACACCAUCUGCAACACUAAGUGGCACACCAACACAAUCUGCCACACCAAGUAUCACAUCAACACCAUCUGGCACACUAACACAAUCUGCCACAUCAAGUGGCACACCAACACCAUCUGGCACAAUAAGUGUCACACCAUCGAUUACCCCAAGUGCAACUCCAAGUGCCACAGUAUCAUUUACACCAAGCAGCACAUCAAGUGCAACACCUUCUGCUACACCAAGUAUUACACCAUCUGUAACCGCAACAACGAGUGAAGGAACUGAAUCCACACCAAUAACAACCCUAAGUUUCACACCAAGUGUAGCCUCAACACCAUCUGCAACACAGAGCGCCACACCAUCAACGACCGGCACAUCAAGUUUCACACCUAGUGUUGGCACACCAAGUACAACACCUUCCACUGGUACACCCAGUGUUACAUCAACACCAUCUGUUACACCUAGCAUCUCUCCAUCAGUUACUGCAUCCAUGACACCAACCGUCACUCCAUCAGGUACGCCAAGUGUCACUGUAUCUGGUACACCAAGUGUUACACCUAGCGUGACUCCAUCUGGGAUUCCUAGUAUUACACCAAGUGGUACAGCAAGUGCUACACCUACACCAUCAGUGACGGCUAGUUUGACUCCAUCUGGUACAUCCACUAAUACUCCAAGCCUAACACCAACACCGACACCAUCCCCAACACCAAGUGUCACACCAACACAAUCUUCCACACCAAGUGGAACACCAACAGCAUCUGCCACACCAAGUGUCACACCAACACCAUCUUCCACACCAAGUGGAACACCAACAGCAUCUGCCACACCAAGUGGCACGCCAACACAAUCUGCCACACCAAGUAUCACACCAACACCAUCUACCACACCAAGCGGCACACGAACACAAUCUGCCACACCAAGUGGCACACCAACACCCUCUUCCACAUCAAGUGGCACACCAACACCAUCUGCCUCAAUAAGUGUCACACCAUCGAUUACCCCAAGUGCAACUCCAAGUGCCACAGUAUCAUUUACACCAAGCAGCACAUUAAGUGCAACACCUUCUGCUACACCAAGUAUUACACCAUCUGUAACCGCAACAACGAGUGAAGGAACUGAAUCUACACCAAUAACAACUCUAAGUUUCACACCAAGUGUAGCCUCAACACCAUCUGCAACACAGAGCGCCACACCAUCAACGACCGGCACAUCAAGUUUCACACCUAGUGUUGGCACACCAAGUACAACACCUUCCACUGGUACACCCAGUGUUACAUCAACAUCAUCUGUUACACCUAGCAUCUCUCCAUCAGUUACUGCAUCCAUGACACCAACCGUCACUCCAUCAGGUAUGCCAAGUGUCACUGUAUCUGGUACACCAAGUGUUACACCUAGCGUGACUCCAUCUGGGAUUCCUAGUGUUACACCAAGUGGUACAGCAAGCGGUACACCUACACCAUCAGUGACGGCUAGUUUGACUCCAUCUGGUACAUCCACUAAUACUCCAAGCCUAACCACAACGCCAGCACCAUCUACCACACCAACUGGCACACCAACAGCAUCUUCCACAUCAAGUAUCACACCAACAGCAUCUGCCACACCAAGUGGCACAUCAACACCAUCUGCCACAUUAAGUGGCACACCAACACCAUCUGCCACAAUAAGUGUCACACCAUCGAUUACCCCAAGUGCAACUCCAAGUGCCACAGUAUCAUUUACACCAAGCAGCACAUUAAGUGCAACACCUUCUGCUACACCAAGUAUUACACCAUUUGUAACCGCAACAACGAGUGAAGGAACUGAAUCCACACCAAUAACAACUCUAAGUUUCACACCAAGUGUAGCCUCAACACCAUCUGCAACACAGAGCGCCACACCAUCAACGACCGGCACAUCAAGUUUCACACCUAGUGUUGGCACACCAAGUACAACACCUUCCACUGGUACACCCAGUGUUACAUCAACACCAUCUGUUACACCUAGCAUCUCUCCAUCAGUUACUGCAUCCAUGACACCAACCGUCACUCCAUCAGGUACGCCAAGUGUCACUGUAUCUGGUACACCAAGUGUUACACCUAGCGUGACUCCAUCUGGGAUUCCUAGUGUUACACCAAGUGGUACAGCAAGCGGUACACCUACACCAUCAGUGACGGCUAGUUUGACUCCAUCUGGUACAUCCACUUUUACUCCAAGCCUAACAACAACACCGACACCAUCCGCAACACCAAGUGGCACAACAACAGCAUCUGCCACACCAAGUGGCACACCAACACAAUCUGCCACACCAAGUGGCACACCAACACCAUCUUCCACAUUAAGUGGCACACCAACACCAUCUGCCACAAUAAGUGUCACACCAUCGAUUACCCCAAGUGCAACUCCAAGUGCCACAGUAUCAUUUACACCAAGCAGCACAUCAAGUACAACACAUUCUGCUACAUCAAGUAUUACACCAUCUGUAACCGUAACAACGAGUGAAGGAACUGAAUCCACACCAAUAACAACUCUAAGUUUCACACCAAGUGUAGCCUCAACACCAUCUGCAACACAGAGCGCCACACCAUCAACGACCGGCACAUCAAGUUUCACACCUAGCGUUGGCACACCAAGUACAACACCUUCCACUGGUACACCCAGUGUUACAUCAACACCAUCUGUUACACCUAGCAUCUCUCCAUCAGUUACUGCAUCCAUGACACCAACCGUCACUCCAUCAGGUACGCCAAGUGUCACUGUAUCUGGAACUCCUAGUGUUACACCAAGUAGUACAGCAAGCACCACACCUACGCCAUCAGUCACGGCUAGUUUGACUCCAUCUGGUAUAUCCACUUUUACUCCAAGCCUAAUACCAACACCCGCACCAUCUGCAACACCAAGUAUCACACCAACACCAUCUGCCACACCAAGUGGCACACCAACACCAUCUGUCACACCAAGUGGCACACCAACACCAUCUGCAACACCAAGUGUUACAACAACACCAUCUACAACACCAAGUGUCACACAUUCUGCAACACCAAGUGGCACACCUUCAGUUACUUCAAGUGCCACCCCAAGCGUCACAGUAUCACUUACACCAAACACCACACCUAGUGCAACACUUUCUGCUACACCAAGUAUUACACCAUCAGUAACCGGUACGCAUUUUGUCACCUUUAGAAUUUGUUGUGUAUAAUUUAUUUGAAAUCUGAUACAAUGAUUUGACACAUCAAAUGUAAUACUGUUAUUGAGUUUUGGCAGUGGUUAUAGCCUUUUAUCUUGUUAAUCAGUCGUGAAUUGAUUAGAAGAAUGGAAUAUCUCCAUAAUGGCAGAGAAGAUGGACAUCACAUUUUUUUUUACAAGAUAUGUUCAAUCUGUUGCUGGUUAGUGACAACCAUUAAAAGAGGUUUGAAGUUAUAUAGAGCCAGGUUGUUAUAUCAGUACGUACAAUUGACCGAGACCGUACGUGUACACCCUAUUUUACUUUAUUUGCGACGUUAAUUCGAUUUAAUAAGAAUAAUUUCAUUACUAUCAUUGCAUUGUGUAACGAUGACUAGGAUUUGUGAAAGUAUCACUGGAUUUAAAGAAACGUGAUAAAGACAAUGCGAAAACGAUAUCGUAUUUUCCUACCGUACCGUUUUGAAGGAUAGCAUCAACGGGUGAAACAACCGAAUCCGCACCAGUAACGCCUCCCAAGUGUCACACCAAGUAUAGUCUUAACACCAUCUGCAACACCAAGCAUCACACCCGCAACGACCAGUACAUCAAGUUUCACACCACAUAGAGCAUCAACACCACCUGCAACACCUCACGACACACCAUUAGCGGCCGGAACAUCACGUUUCUCACCAAGCAUAGCCUUAACACCAUCUGCAACACUUAGAGCCACAUCAACAACGACCAUUACAUCAAGUUUCACACCAUAUAUAGCAUCAACACCAUCUUUAACACCUAGCGCCACAUCAUUAACGACCGGAAUCUCACGUUCCACACCAAGUAUAGCCUUAACACCAUCUACACCAAGAGACACACCAUGAUCGAUCAGCACAUCAAGUUUCACACCAAGUAUAGCCUUAACACCAUCUGUAACACCUAGUGCCAUGCGAUGAACGACCGGAUGAAUCAUUAUAUCAGAUGAAAUGAUAAUAAUAUAUAUACACAAUGGAAUGAUCUACAUUUCUGUUAUCACAUUUUCCAAUAUUUUUAAUUGAUGUUUAAUCACUACCAAUUUCUUUGAUGACGUCAAGAUGAAUGUUGUUUAAUGUGUUAUUGCUUCGGCAAUAAACACGACUGCAGAAUCGUGAAACGAGGUGUUUUACAUUUACAAUUCUAUUUUCUAAACACCUAAGCUAUGAAUCCUAGCUAAGCCCUGAAUCAUCUCUCUCUCUCUCUCUCU